UUGUUUUAUUGUGUGUGUAACAGGGAGAGACCUGGACUGGCCGUCUGACGCAUGCGCGAUGCUGCAGGAAGGGGGCGGCAGUCCCGUUGGGUCUGCCUGCCAGUCAUGGCGGUGACACGGAGAGGUGGGGAAGAGGGGGUGUGUGCUUUUCCCCUCUCUGAGUGGCUGGGAGGCGGACUUUAAUGGGAUUGCUAACCUAUAAAGUAACACUCUGUUGUUUCCUCAGAUCUGCCCCUUUAAACUGGAACAGCGAGCAAGGCGGUCUCGCUUUGCCUACCAACAGACGGGAGGAUAACAAACGCCCGGAAAGAAAAUCAAAGAAAAUAAUUUUAAAGAAAGAAAGGGGAAAGUGCGGGAUCAUUGGGCAGCCCCAGUAUUUGUUAUAGUGAGACAGCAGAGUGUAGGACGGAGUCCCGGGUCGUACGGGUAGCGGCGACUGGGGAGAUUCACGCUGCGAAGUGCAGCACAUUUAUUUUGUAGUUUUUCCUUACUGUGCUUUAUUUUCCCUGUUUCUUUUUGCCUUUUUCGUUUGUUAUAAUUUGUGAGCACCUGCGAGUGCGGGACUGCAGCUGAGUACCCUGCCGUGGUAUUCCCCGUUGGUUCUGGAUACCAUAGCUGGUAGCCAGACCACGGACCACAAGCGCCCUCUACGGGCUCAACGAAAUCGGUACACCUCACCAGAGUACCAAAAGAAAAUAAUAAAACUGAGCACCUGUGUGGUGUUGUCAACUACCAUUUCUGUCUCCCGUGUCAGUGAAUACCCGCACCCUCCCACACGUGGUGUCAGAAGUGGGAUUCACUGGCACUGCCCAAACAAAGCAGUGCACCCACCAAAGGAGAAGGAAUGGAUGCCGUCCAAUUUGCGGCCAUGAUGGACCUCCUGCGCCAGACCCUAACUGCUGCGGUGCAGGGGGCUGCUCGACCGGCAGGUCCUGACCCCAGGUUACAGAGACCCACAAAGAUGACAGCCGAGGAUAAACCCGAAGCCUACCUGGAGGUGUUUGAGGCCAUGGCGACCUCGGCCGGGUGGGCUCAGGCACAAUGGGCCAGCUACCUCUUGCCCCAGCUGACGGGAGAGGCACAGGCAGCAGCGAGAACGCUAUCCCCUGAGAGGAUGAUGGACUACCCCGCGCUGAAAGCGGCCAUCCUUAACCGCGUGGGGGCUACCCCAGAGGGGUACCGGCGAAAGUUCCGGGAGGAACGGUUCUCCGCAGAGGAGCAUCCCAGAACGAUCGCGCAUCGUUUAAAGGAUUACGCCAUGGGCUGGCUGAACCCCGACGCGAGUACCAAAGCCAGGAUAGUGGAGGUGAUCGUGGUGGAGCGCUUCCUGGAGUGCUUGGCACCGGCACCUCGGCUGUGGGUGCAACGGCAGGCACCUGCCACUCUAGAUCGGGCGGUCGAGUUGGCGGAACAGUACCAGGCAGCAGAGCCAACGCCAGCAAGACUGCCUGGAAGGAGUACAAUUGCUGUAUCACCCCCUCCACUGGCCCCGGAGAAGGCGAAGGGACUGGGGGGAAGGGGUAGACAGGUAUUUGGACGGGGGGUGUCGGCGGGAGCUCCCGGCCCGGGAACUGGGGCAGGGUGGGGUUACCCACGGGCUGCCGCGGUGUCGGACCGGGGUCUCGCGCGGCCACCUUACCGUCGAGCCCCUUUGAUGGCUCCAGUGUUUCCACCCCUUGUUGAAGCUCCGGGACGAGAAACCAGCCCACCAAGGUGUUGGACGUGCAGGGAGGUGGGCCACAUCGCGCGGGACUGCCCCGUGAUGGAAUGUGACCUCAGCCGACCAGAUCUGCCCCUUUAAACUGGAACAGCGAGCAAGGCGGUCUCGCUUUGCCUACCAACAGACGGGAGGAUAACAAACGCCCGGAAAGAAAAUCAAAGAAAAUAAUUUUAAAGAAAGAAAGGGGAAAGUGCGGGAUCAUUGGGCAGCCCCAGUAUUUGUUAUAGUGAGACAGCAGAGUGUAGGACGGAGUCCCGGGUCGUACGGGUAGCGGCGACUGGGGAGAUUCACGCUGCGAAGUGCAGCACAUUUAUUUUGUAGUUUUUCCUUACUGUGCUUUAUUUUCCCUGUUUCUUUUUGCCUUUUUCGUUUGUUAUAAUUUGUGAGCACCUGCGAGUGCGGGACUGCAGCUGAGUACCCUGCCGUGGUAUUCCCCGUUGGUUCUGGAUACCAUAGCUGGUAGCCAGACCACGGACCACAAGCGCCCUCUACGGGCUCAACGAAAUCGGUACACCUCACCAGAGUACCAAAAGAAAAUAAUAAAACUGAGCACCUGUGUGGUGUUGUCAACUACCAUUUCUGUCUCCCGUGUCAGUGAAUACCCGCACCC
Acipenser ruthenus (sterlet) is the source of this 2330-nucleotide messenger RNA. RefSeq names its product SCAN domain-containing protein 1-like. Gene Ontology annotation, molecular function: zinc ion binding; nucleic acid binding. The record is from RefSeq and is a predicted model, not a curated record. The transcript is spliced from 2 exons. Bases 845 to 1801 code for a protein of 318 amino acids. NCBI's taxonomy places the organism in Eukaryota, Metazoa, Chordata, Actinopteri, Acipenseriformes, Acipenseridae.